Molecule: messenger RNA, 1637 nt
Organism: Durusdinium trenchii
Lineage: Eukaryota; Dinophyceae; Suessiales; Symbiodiniaceae
Source: the annotation of a GenBank genome assembly
GGCUUAUGUGACCCUAAGUGGGCCAAGGUUACCGUCCAGGGCGGAAAGUUUGCCAGAAUUGGGUGCACUUACUGUUGCUUGGCAGAGACAGGUGGCCCGUGGGCUGAGUUCUCCCAGAAACCAUUGACUUUGAGGAAAUUCCAAUUCAAUAGACAUGAAGCGUCCGCUGUGCAUAAGAAGGCGGCUGAAGCGUUUCAAUGCUCAGAGAGAAUUGUUUUCGCCCCAGCGGCCAGUGAGUUCAACGACGCCUUGAAGAAAAUGGUGAAAGGCGGAAGUUGCAGGGACGGAGGCUGCAUGUCCGACAAACGGACGCAGAUGCGGUGGUGCCUGUCAGAGGCAACGCUGUCACUGAGCCGUGACAGGCUGCAAAGUGCCGAGGCAAUGUCAGUUAUGAGGGAUGAAAGAAAAGGCAGGCUCCUCCUCAGGUACCGAGCGACGCUGCCAGAUCUGUCCAUUCACAGUGGUGUGUUUGGAUUCAUCCCGACUCAGGGGUUUGCUGACUCGAUUGGCGAAGCAACUCGGAAAUCGAUCACUGAUUUCUGCACCCCCAAGCUUAACCCACCCAGGCAAUUCAAGCAAACCACCUGCCCAGUUGACCAAAAAUUGCUCCGAAGUGUUCAGGAGAAAACCCAGAUUUUGGUCACUGAUGCGGCAGGUCCUGAGUUGCUAGCUUCCCGCAUUUUGAGCGGGAAGAGACAAGCGGCAAGCGCCGGCUUUCAGGAUCCCUUCUUUAAACGGGUCCGAGUGAUUGGACGAGACGCGGCGCAUGCGUCCACUCGUUUGUUGAAGCGGCCAUUCGAGGCACAUCCUGAGAUUGAGAAGUUGCUGAACGAAUUUGUGACCGGGAAGGACAGUUUCGCGCAAAAGGUGCAAUAUUCCCCGUUGUAUCAGCAAUGGUGGAAGAAAAGCCUGGUUGAUGAGGCUGGAGGGAGCGAUCUGUCCGCGGCAAAGCACAGGUUUGCCAGCUAUAUGAACCCGCUGGCCAAAAUCAGCAAAAACAUGGGCGCCAUGAUGCAAGUGUGCCAUCAGAUCGCCACCGUCAGAUCUGAUGACUCCAGUGGGAGUGCAUGGGCGCACCGACUGAUUGAAAAUUUCUCGGGGAAGAAAGCAGUUGCCCUGGGACUGCUCGCCGACGCUGCUUGUACCUGCCAUGACCUGACCCGGUGGCUCGACUCUGAAGACGUUGAUAUAUGCCAGGUGAACAGCCAGGUGCAAUGCUUUGUAGCAUCACUUCGGACCCUGUUUGGAGCCAAGAAGGUGUUGGAGCUGCCAACAUACACAAAGCACAUCGUGGAAGAGCUUACGCGUCGCCCCAUCACCAUUCUGCACGGCAGUCCUAGACAAGAAUGGGCUGUCGUAUCAGAGGCCGCUGUGGCCACUGAAUUCCCAAGCUGGGAUGUCAUCGCCAGCUUUGAUGCGUUUUGUCUGCAGGGCGCAGGUGAGUCUGCGCAAGACCGACCGGAAGCCAAGACCAGCCUGGCUAAACUUGCCCAAGUGUUCCAAGUGGACUUAGGAAAAUUGACACGACAAUUUAUUGCCUUCUUACCCAUGGCCAGCGCCAUUCAAAAGCAAGCUGGUCUGGACAACCGCGCAGCUUGGUCAGAAGCUUUGAUUCGAUCUCAAGGACGCAAGUUGAU